Molecule: messenger RNA, 522 nt
Organism: Hyphopichia burtonii NRRL Y-1933
Lineage: Eukaryota; Fungi; Ascomycota; Pichiomycetes; Serinales; Debaryomycetaceae
Gene: TRS20
Product: TRAPP subunit
Exons: 1
Coding region: 1-522 (173 amino acids)
Biological process (GO): endoplasmic reticulum to Golgi vesicle-mediated transport
Cellular component (GO): TRAPP complex; nucleus; cytoplasm
Source: RefSeq, a predicted model, not a curated record
AUGUCAUCAUACUACUUCACCAUAAUAGGGACUAGGGAUAAUCCGAUUUAUGAAUUGGAGUUGUCGUCUUUCAAAGCCGGUGGCUCGCUGUCAAUCGGCGGACAGAAUGCUUAUGUUCCAGGUAAAUCACAAUUUCCAACCAGUGUGAAGGAACUACUACCGUUUAUAUCCAAUUCAUCGCUUGAUCUUAUAGAGGAUGUCCAGUGGUCUUCCAAUGUGUUCAAUUUAGGUCGCAUUGACUCGUUUUAUGGACUACUUGUGAACGCUUUUAUAACUCAGGGGAAUAUCAAGUUUAUUUUAUGUCACGAUUCCAAUACCAAUAGUAAUCAUGGUUCAGGGGGUAUUGGUUCAGGAGGCAGCUCUACCAGCAAGUACGAUGAUAACUCUAUAAAGCAAUUUUUCAUGGAGGUGAAUGAACUUUAUGUAAAGUGUUUGUUGAAUCCGUUUUAUGCAGUUAAUGAUCCGAUUUCGUCUCCCGAUUUUGACUUACGUAUUAAGUUAAUAGCAAGAAAGUACUUAUAA